CCUCACAAUCUCGUCGUCGUUCCCCAAACUCACAAAACCCUAACCCCCUCCUCUUCGACACCUCCGUGAUCCUCCGAGAGAGAUCAAUGGCUCGCUUCAAGCACAACGCGAGGAGGAAUAAGAAGUGGGGGAGCGCGAAGCCCCCGGUGUUGAAGAAGCAGCCGCCGAGCGUGGAUCACGUCACCGGGAGUAAGAUCCCGAAGAGCUUCGUCUUCGCGAGGGGGAAGCUCCCGGGCCCGCUCAAGCAGUUGGAAUUGGAUCUUCGCAAGAUGAUGCUUCCGUACACCGCUCUCAAAUUGAAGGAGAAGAAACGGAAUACUCUCAAGGACUUUCUGAAUGUCGCAGGGCCUAUGGGUGUAACUCAUUUUCUAAUUUUGUCAAAUCCAAAGAGUGUUCCCCAUUUGCGUGUCGCAAGGACACCUCAAGGCCCAACCCUUACCUUUGAAAUACAUGAAUAUGCAUUGGCAGCAGACAUUGCUCGAUCCCAGUCACGCCCAAGGUGUCCUCAAGAUCUUUUCAAAAACUCGCCCUUGAUCGUACUUUCUGGCUUUGGAGCUGGAGGUCAACAUUUGAAACAUUUGGAGCUAAUGACAAUUAUGUUCCAGAAUAUAUUUCCUACAAUCGAUAUAAACACUGUGAAGCUUGCUUCUUGUCAAAGGAUUGUACUGUUAAAUUACAACUCCGAAGAGAAACUUAUUGAUUUUAGGCAUUACUCAGUCAGGUUGCAGCCGGUAGGUGUCUCGCGUAGAAUUAGGAAACUUGUGCAGAAUCAUCAAGUGCCAGAUUUGAGGAACCUUCAAGAUGUUAGCGACUUUGUCACCAAGGCUGGUUAUGGAUCGGAAAGUGAACCAGAUGAAGAAGCAGCAACUGUAAGUCUGGCGAGUGAUUUGGAUAGAGUCAACCGAGCAUCGACAAAGAGUGCUGUCAGACUUCAGGAGAUUGGACCUAGGAUGAGUCUCCGUUUAGUCAAGAUCGAAGAAGGGUUAUGCUCUGGAGGUGUCAUAUUCACUGAAUUUGGAAAAGGUGAUGGCGAAGCUAAUACAGCAGAGGGGGAAGAAGAUUAGUCUUCUAGCCAGCUCUCUCUGUAGAUCAACUGCAAAAAAAGGAACCCAGAAGCCAAACCGAAGUAUCGAUUGAAGAAACGAUAUGUUCCAUUUCUCGGGGUUAAUUUGCAGGGCUAAUGGAAGAAGUUUUGUAAGCAGGGUUCGCGAUUUCUUCAAAAUAGAUUUCCUCCCUUUACCAAGAAACAGGAAGAGAGAACCUCUCUCAUGAUUCGCCAAUGCUUUUGCGAGUGAAUUUUGUAGUAUUAAUAUGAACAUUUUAUAAUGUUUGUAUACUGCGCUGGUAAUUUAGUUGUAAUUGGUGAUCCGUAUUGGUUUACGACGAUAUAAAUGCCAAAUGGAGAAAGUGGAUAAUCAAAUAAUUUGUUUGUUCUUGAUGCUAUACAAGUGACUAAUCGUUUUUUUUUUU
This is a messenger RNA of Ananas comosus (pineapple), 1470 nucleotides long. Its product is annotated as peter Pan-like protein. The transcript is spliced from 7 exons. Gene Ontology annotation, molecular function: rRNA binding. The record is from RefSeq and is a predicted model, not a curated record. Bases 87 to 1064 code for a protein of 325 amino acids. Gene Ontology annotation, cellular component: preribosome, large subunit precursor. Gene Ontology annotation, biological process: rRNA processing; ribosomal large subunit assembly. Lineage: Eukaryota; Viridiplantae; Streptophyta; Magnoliopsida; Poales; Bromeliaceae.